GCCAGGCGGGGGAGCCCCUUUCUCAGCAGCACACCACAGCAUCACCGCCGCGCCUCACUGAAAAAGGACAGAGAGGAGAGAAAUGCAAAGGGAUGUAAGAUGGCAGAGCUACAAAUGCUAUUAGAGGAGGAAAUCCCUGCCGGUAAAAGAGCGCUCGUGGAAAGCUACCAGAACCUGUCCCGGGUUGCGGAAUACUGUGAAAACAAUUAUGUUCAGGCUCAAGACAAGAAGAAGGCCCUGGAGGAGACCAAGGCCUACACCACCCAGUCUCUGGCCAGUGUGGCUUACCAGAUCAAUGCCUUAGCUAACAAUGUGCUGCAGCUGCUGGACAUCCAGGCCUCGCAACUACGACGCAUGGAGUCCUCAAUCAACCACAUCUCCCAGACAGUGGACAUUCAUAAAGAGAAGGUGGCGCGUCGGGAGAUCGGCAUCCUGACCACAAACAAAAACACCUCUCGCACCCACAAGAUCAUCGCACCGGGCAACAUGGAGCGGCCGGUGCGCUACAUUCGAAAGCCCAUCGAUUACACACUGCUGGAUGAUGUGGGACACGGCGUCAAGUGGCUUAAGGCCAAGCAACAUGGGAAUAAUGCAGCAGGGCGAGGAGGGACGCUCUCCAGGACCAACCCCCCGACACAGAAACCUCCGAGCCCCCCCAUGGCUGGUCGUGGUACCCUGGGGCGUAACACUCCCUACAAGACACUGGAGCCAGUGAAGCCUCCGGUGGUGCCUAAUGACUACAUGACGAGCCCGGCCCGACUGGGCAGCCAGCACAGCCCUGCACGCACAGCCUCGCUCAACCAGAGGCCCAGGACACACAGUGGCAGCAGCGGGGGUAGUGGCGGCAGGGAGAACAGUGGAAGCAGUGUAGUUGGUGUCCCUCUAGCAGUUCCCACCCCCUCCCCUCCCAGUCUGGGGCAAGUGGCCACGUCCUCAGCCUCAGUGCCCCAGGGCCCCGGCUUGGGCCCCAUCCCCAUGUCCCAGUUCGGCACCAUCUCCCGCCAGAUCUCCCGUCACAACUCCUCCACCACCUCCUCGGCCUCCAUGGUGUCGGCCACCGGCACCUACCGCCGUGCACCCUCCGUCUCCUCUCAGCAGCCUCACAUCAACGGGGGCCCUGCCUACCCACAGAACUCCGUGUCUGUGGCUCCUCCGCCUCCUCCUCCCAUGGUGCAGCUGACCCCACAGAUCCCUCUGACCGGCUUUGUGGCCAGAAUGCAGGAGAGCAUAACAGACAGCCCUGCCCCGCCUCCUCCGCCUCCGCCAGAGGACAUGGGUGUGUUUGAGGAACACUCUCCCCCUCCUCCUCCCCCACCUGUGGACUAUGAGGAAGAGGAGGCAGCAGUGGUUCACUACAGUGAUCCUUACGCUGACGGAGACCCCCACUGGGCCCCCAAGGCUUAUUUAGAGAAAGUUGUGGCCAUCUACGACUACAGCAAGGACAAGGAGGAUGAGCUGUCUUUCAUGGAGGGAGCCAUCAUCUACAUAAUCAAGAAGAACGAUGACGGCUGGUUCGAAGGCGUCUGUAACGGCGUCACUGGCCUCUUCCCAGGAAACUAUGUAGAGUCCAUCAUGCACUAUGCUGACUAAAAAAAAAAAAAGAAAAAGAAACAAAAACCCACCCCAACACGGCACUGCAGUUUUGAACAGAGGUAAAACCAUGAAGAUGUACAGAAGUAUGCAGUGUGGCAAUAGCAGUUCAUACAGAUCCUGUUUUGAAUGAAUGAAGUGCCAUGGUGAAGUCUUUGGAAUAUACAAAAUGGUUUUCUUUUGGGGGGGAGGGGCUUGUGCUUGCACGAUUUUAUUCUGCUCCGAAAAAUAAAUAAAAUAAAAAAAAUAAAAAGUAGCACAAUGUAGGAGGGUGCUGAAGCUUUGGAUGACCGGGGUCUGUUAGUUUACACUGUGGACGAAAAGGAGAGGACUCUACCGCACAUCUGUGGUGGUCGGCAGCACUUUUCAAACUGGGUCAGCGAUGUAUUGCCUCACAAUAAAUGACAUACAAUAAAAAAAAAGUUUGAAAUAAUACCAAACAAAUCUAGAGGUAGUGUUAAUUUGUGUGUGUGCAACCAACAUUUCCAGUAUUUCCAGUACAGACAGUGAAGUAUUACCAGGAUUUCAUUGAAUGGAGGCAGUGUAGCAUCCUUAUGUCAAAAUGCUGCACAGAUGCUCCUCCCCCUUCAUUUGCACUGUAGACCAGCAGACCAACUCCUCCCUCCUUCCCCAAACAUCCAUCUUACCUUAUCAAAAAACAAAAAAAACCCAACAAGGACAAACAAACAUCAACAAGUGCAUUAGGACACGACUGAAUGUUUCAUGUCGUCGAUGUCCAAAUCACAAGAUGUUUAA
Seriola dumerili (greater amberjack) is the source of this 2346-nucleotide messenger RNA. Its product is annotated as abl interactor 1-like. Gene Ontology annotation, molecular function: SH3 domain binding. Bases 100 to 1590 code for a protein of 496 amino acids. NCBI's taxonomy places the organism in Eukaryota, Metazoa, Chordata, Actinopteri, Carangiformes, Carangidae. Gene Ontology annotation, cellular component: lamellipodium; intracellular anatomical structure. The transcript has 11 exons. The record is from RefSeq and is a predicted model, not a curated record.